GAUUGCUCAUGCUCUGGUUCAGGUCAUAAUUACGAUCUGCGGAUGGAUGGUGUGUGAAUGUGUCCUCAUUGUAAAAUGGUAUCUGGCGUCUGUAUGUUGUCUCCAGAUCAUAAUGAGUGAUCUUUCUCAGACCAUUGCCGAUAAGCCAUUGUACAGUCCUAGUGCGAUGUAAAUAAAAGUACCGUAUUUUAUUGACUUUGAUACACAAACCUGUGAUCUCUCUGUUCAAAAUCUAAUUUUCUGGACCCGCUGAAAUUUAUGUAUUCAAAACUACAACUUUCAUUGUUCUUGAGUAUAUAAGUUUUCCUAAAUGCUGCGGAUUUUGCGUUUGUAGUUUUAUUGUGCUUGAAAGUGUCAAUUCUCGGAAGUAUGGUUAGAUACUAUGAACCGAUCAAGCUCGCCUACCGAGUGUUUGAAGCGGCCGGAGGAAGCAGUAAGGCACUGACUCCAGUCAUCUUCAUGCACGAUAUUUAUAAUUGCAAGGAAGUCUGGCAUAGCAUCCCUCAACUUGUAGCAGACAGAACUAAAAGAAUGGUUUUUGCUUACGACGCAAGGAACCACGGCGAGAGCGAAUACACAAGCGAAUCAGAUUUUAAUCUCAAUGUUCCUGAUCUCUACACGUUUAUGAGUCGAAUGCAGAUUGAAAGUUCCAUUUUGGUUGGCCACUGCUUUGGAGGAAUGACUGCCAUUAGUGCUGCUCUUGAAGAGCCUAAAAAAGUAGAAAAGGCCUUUGUUUUGGACAUGUCUGUUACCAUUCCAAGAUACGUAAUAGAGAGUAAGAUUUCAGAAUUUAGCGUGUGGCCUGAAAAGUUCGAUAAACUCUUCAAGAUCACAAAGAAUCCAGAAAAAUUUAUGGAGCUUCUCUUUGACAGCAUGGCUCCAGUUUUAUUCGGGAAGUUGGCUGAAAAUCCAGAAUUCACUAAAGCAAAAAAAGACUAUUUGAUAUCACAUCUAUGCAAAAAGUUGCCAGAUGGAACAUAUGGAUUGAACUUCAAUUACAGGACUCUUCAGGACGCCUUGAAAAUAUACCAUAGAAAUCCCGUUAUAAACUGCGGCAUGUAUCAUGGACCAGCCUAUUUUAUGUUUGGUACCUAUGCCUUAUUUAAAGCGGAGGCUGAGGAAGUUGAAAUCAAGAAGCAUUUUCCUAGAGCAGAAGUGGAAGAGGUUAGAGCAGCCACAAGUAACUUCUUCACGGAUAAUCCAAAGGCGUUUGCUGAUUACCUUAUUAGGAAUAUGUAACAAUGUAGCUCAACAAGCAUUCAGAAUUUUUUAGUCUUAGAUGAAGUGUUGACUAAUUGUAAAUUCUAACAAAUAAAACUUAGUGAAAAUAUUAA
Messenger RNA from Parasteatoda tepidariorum (common house spider), 1334 nucleotides. Its product is annotated as sn-1-specific diacylglycerol lipase ABHD11. Gene Ontology annotation, biological process: lipid metabolic process. Gene Ontology annotation, molecular function: carboxylic ester hydrolase activity. The record is from RefSeq and is a predicted model, not a curated record. NCBI's taxonomy places the organism in Eukaryota, Metazoa, Arthropoda, Arachnida, Araneae, Theridiidae.